UGCUGGGGCUGGCGCAGGACGGCGUGGCGCUGCCCGCGCACGAGGCGGCCCAGCCCAGCAUGCUGCAGCGCAUCCUCACCGCCCGUCCGCUGCCGCCGCCCGCCGCCGACCUGCAGGUCCUGCACGGCGUCCUGGCCAAGUGCUGGAGCCUGGACAUCGGCCCCAAGGAGUACGCCUACCUCAAGGGCGCCGUGCUCUUCAACCCGGAUCUACCAGGGCUGCAGUGUACACAGUACAUCCAGGGACUGCAGAGAGAAGCACAGCAAGCUUUAAAUGAACAUGUCAGACUGAUUCACAGAGGGGACCAGGCCAGAUUUGCCAAGCUGAAUGUUGCUCUUUCCUUGCUGAGAUCCAUUAAUGCUAAUGUAAUUGCUGAACUAUUCUUUAGGCCUAUCAUUGGCACAGUGAACAUGGAUGACAUGCUGCUGGAGAUGCUUUGUGCAAAAUUAUAAAGGCAUGUAUAAUAUACAGAUAAACUAAAUGCAAAGGAAAUCCUAGAGCAGAAUAGUGUACAGCACUGUAAAUAAACUAACUUAUUGUUUUUACAUAGAUAGUAUUUUUGUAUUCAAUAAUAAAAUAGUCAAGUUAUGACAUUACAUUUUUAUUAAAGCUAUUGCUUUUAGAAUAGCUUUCAGAAUUACAAUCAAAUUAUGCCUUUUAAACUGUUAAGAGUUUUAGUUUCCAAAGCUGAGGUGAAUAUUCUCUUGCCAUACCUCUGAAUAAAGAUCAUUUAUCUGUG
Messenger RNA from Gavialis gangeticus (Gharial), 739 nucleotides. RefSeq names its product nuclear receptor subfamily 0 group B member 1 (gene NR0B1). Lineage: Eukaryota; Metazoa; Chordata; Crocodylia; Gavialidae. Gene Ontology annotation, biological process: negative regulation of transcription by RNA polymerase II. The transcript has 2 exons. Gene Ontology annotation, molecular function: transcription corepressor activity; transcription factor binding. The coding region runs from base 60 to 452 and encodes 130 amino acids. The record is from RefSeq and is a predicted model, not a curated record. Gene Ontology annotation, cellular component: cytoplasm; nucleus.